Onychomys torridus (southern grasshopper mouse) is the source of this 2591-nucleotide messenger RNA. RefSeq names its product p21 (RAC1) activated kinase 3 (gene Pak3). Gene Ontology annotation, cellular component: cytoplasm. Gene Ontology annotation, biological process: regulation of MAPK cascade; regulation of actin cytoskeleton organization; intracellular signal transduction. Bases 398 to 2140 code for a protein of 580 amino acids. Lineage: Eukaryota; Metazoa; Chordata; Mammalia; Rodentia; Cricetidae. Gene Ontology annotation, molecular function: ATP binding; protein serine/threonine kinase activity. The record is from RefSeq and is a predicted model, not a curated record. The transcript is spliced from 18 exons.
GAAGAGCUAGGGAGCGGUUGCUGAGCAGGGGCUCUACAGCAGGCAGGCAGCUGUGGCCGCAAACAGUCUAGGGUCUUACACUGGGAGCUGAAGCUUUUCCCUUCUGGGAGUGAGUGUACUGGGCGAGAGAAGAGCCGUGGGGGGAGCCGGCUGGGCCCCGGGCUGCGGCUGCAGCCACUGGGCUGCAGCUCCCCAGCCCAACUGUCGGCGUGCUUGGAGGUACUGGAAAGGUCUUGGCAGGGUGGCUGGACCCUUGACAGACUCAAAUCCAGGCCAACUGUAUGGUUGUCUGAGUAUUGGAACAGAAGGAGGUCCAUUCCUGUUGGUGACAGCACUGUGGCCCUGUUCUGGGAUGAGCCAGGUAUUAAAGGAGCUGUGAAGUCAGCUGCAACUGAAAAUGUCUGACAGCUUGGAGAACGAAGAAAAACCCCCAGCUCCCCCACUGAGGAUGAACAGUAACAACCGUGAUUCUUCAGCACUCAACCACAGCUCCAAACCACUCCCCAUGGCCCCCGAAGAGAAGAAUAAGAAAGCCAGGCUUCGCUCUAUCUUCCCAGGAGGAGGGGAUAAAACCAAUAAGAAGAAAGAGAAAGAACGCCCAGAGAUCUCUCUUCCUUCAGACUUUGAACAUACGAUUCAUGUGGGGUUUGAUGCAGUCACCGGGGAAUUCACUAACUCCCCUUUCCAGACCUCUAGACCUGUGACGGUCGCUUCAAGUCAAUCAGAGGGAAAAAUGCCAGAUCUCUAUGGCUCACAGAUGUGCCCAGGGAAGCUCCCAGAGGGAAUUCCUGAGCAAUGGGCACGAUUACUCCAAACUUCCAACAUAACCAAAUUGGAACAGAAGAAGAACCCACAAGCAGUUCUCGACGUUCUCAAAUUUUAUGACUCCAAAGAAACAGUCAACAAUCAGAAAUACAUGAGCUUUACAUCAGGAGAUAAAAGUGCCCAUGGAUAUAUAGCAGCACAUCAGUCGAAUACAAAAACAGCUUCUGAGCCUCCUUUGGCUCCCCCUGUAUCUGAAGAAGAAGAUGAAGAAGAGGAAGAGGAAGAAGAUGACAAUGAGCCCCCGCCUGUCAUUGCACCAAGACCAGAGCAUACAAAAUCAAUCUAUACUCGAUCUGUGGUUGAAUCUAUUGCUUCACCAGCAGCACCAAAUAAAGAAGUCACCCCACCUUCUGCUGAAAAUGCCAAUUCCAGUACUUUGUACAGGAAUACAGACCGGCAAAGGAAAAAAUCCAAGAUGACAGAUGAGGAGAUCCUAGAGAAGCUAAGAAGCAUUGUGAGUGUUGGGGACCCAAAGAAAAAAUAUACAAGAUUUGAAAAAAUUGGUCAAGGGGCGUCAGGUACUGUUUAUACAGCACUAGACAUUGCAACGGGACAAGAGGUGGCCAUAAAGCAAAUGAACCUUCAGCAGCAACCCAAAAAGGAAUUAAUUAUUAAUGAAAUUCUUGUCAUGAGGGAAAAUAAGAACCCCAAUAUUGUUAAUUAUUUAGAUAGCUACUUAGUGGGUGAUGAACUGUGGGUAGUCAUGGAAUACUUGGCUGGUGGCUCUUUGACUGAUGUGGUCACAGAGACCUGUAUGGAUGAAGGACAGAUAGCAGCUGUCUGUAGAGAGUGCCUCCAAGCUUUGGAUUUCUUGCACUCAAACCAAGUGAUCCAUAGAGACAUAAAGAGUGACAAUAUUCUCCUCGGGAUGGAUGGUUCUGUUAAAUUGACUGAUUUUGGGUUCUGUGCUCAAAUCACUCCUGAGCAAAGUAAACGAAGCACUAUGGUGGGAACUCCCUAUUGGAUGGCACCUGAGGUGGUAACUCGAAAAGCUUAUGGUCCAAAAGUUGAUAUCUGGUCUCUGGGAAUCAUGGCCAUUGAAAUGGUGGAAGGUGAACCCCCUUACCUUAAUGAAAAUCCACUCAGGGCCUUAUAUCUGAUAGCCACUAAUGGAACCCCAGAGCUCCAGAAUCCUGAGAGACUGUCGGCUGUAUUCCGUGACUUCUUAAAUCGCUGUCUUGAGAUGGAUGUGGAUAGACGGGGAUCAGCCAAGGAGCUUUUGCAGCAUCCAUUUUUAAAAUUAGCCAAGCCUCUCUCCAGCCUCACUCCUCUGAUUAUCGCUGCAAAGGAAGCAAUUAAGAACAGUAGCCGUUAGAACUGCGAGCCUUACCCCUCACCAUCUCCCUGAUGAGUAAGACUGAACUAAAACAUGGAAGAAAAGACAGUCGAAUGGGGUGGGGGUUCUUUAACUUUAAAGUGAAUAGAAACUUCGUAUAAGCCUUUUUCCUACUCCCUCAGACUAUGUAAUUUAUUUGUAAGCCUGAACUGCAGCCCACACAGGGCAGCAAUGUGGAAGUGACCAUUAAGUGGUCACUUCCGCCGUGAAGCGAAAGAGCCAGUAGUGAAUCCCACAUUUUGUGCAUUUACUUUGAAGAAAACGAUUUCUCAAAGAUGCACACUCCCUCUUCAUAGUGUUGUGUUUGUUUUCAAGUUAGAGAGUAGUCCCCCUUGCAUUCGAACUUCUUUCAAAACUCCUUACCCAAUGUGAUGUUUUUUCACUUGCAUUGUCAUUAGAUGUCCAGAAAAAAAUAAAAGAUGUCAAAAUG